AUGGUAGUUGGCUCCUCCCCCUCCUCUCUCACCCUCUGGUUCUGUGGCUCCUCCCCCUCCUCGCUGUUGGGUCCUCCCCCUCCUCUCUCACCCUCUGGUUCUGUGGGUCCUCCCCCUCCUCUCUCACCCUCUGGUUCUGUGGCUCCUCCCCCUCCUCCCCCUCCUCGCUGGUAUGGUAGUUGGGUCCUCCCCCUCCUCUCUCACCCUCUGGUUCUGUGGCUCCUCCCCCUCCUCUCUCACCCUCUGGUUCUGUGGCUCCUCCCCCUCCUCCCCCUCCUCGCUGGUAUGGUAGUUGGGUCCUCCCCCUCCUCUCUCACCCUCUGGUUCUGUGGCUCCUCCCCCUCCUCCCCCUCCUCGCUGUUGGGUCCUCCCCCUCCUCUCUCACCCUCUGGUUCUAUGGCUCCUCCCCCUCCUCUCUCACCCUCUGGUUCUGUGGCUCCUCCCCCUCCUCCCCCUCCUCGCCGGUAUGGUAGUUGGGUCCUCCCCCUCCUCUCUCACCCUCUGGUUCUGUGGCUCCUCCCCCUCCUCUCUCACCCUCUGGUUCUGUGGCUCCUCCCCCUCCUCCCCCUCCUCGCUGGUAUGGUAGUUGGCUCCUCCCCCUCCCUCUCUCACCCUCUGGUUCUGUGGCUCCUCCCCCUCCUCCCCCUCCUCGCUGGUAUGGUAGUUGGGUCCUCCCCCUCCUCUCUCACCCUCUGGUUCUGUGGCUCCUCCCCCUCCUCGCUGGUAUGGUAG
Knipowitschia caucasica is the source of this 732-nucleotide messenger RNA. NCBI's taxonomy places the organism in Eukaryota, Metazoa, Chordata, Actinopteri, Gobiiformes, Gobiidae. The record is from the annotation of a GenBank genome assembly.